Oryza sativa Japonica Group (Japanese rice) is the source of this 1958-nucleotide messenger RNA. RefSeq lists its product as uncharacterized. NCBI's taxonomy places the organism in Eukaryota, Viridiplantae, Streptophyta, Magnoliopsida, Poales, Poaceae. The record is from RefSeq and is a predicted model, not a curated record. Gene Ontology annotation, cellular component: outer membrane.
UUGCUAAGCACGAAACGCCUCCUCUCCUCUCAACUCCUCAUUCCCCUUCUCCCCGAAACUCUCCCAAACCCCAAGUCCCCAACCAUGGCGACCGCCGCCGACCAAAACCCUAACGACGCGGAGCACCGGGAGGCCGCGGCGGGAGCCAAUGCGGCGGCGGAGGAGUACGAGGAGGAGGAUGAGGAGGAGGAGGAGGUGGAGCUGGACGGGCCGGCAGCCGUGGCGGCGGAGCGGGAGAAGGUGCAGGCCGUGUUCAAGCGGCUGUCGUCGGACCCCGUGGGCAUCCGCGUCCACGACGUGAUCAUCAAGGGCAACGCCAAGACGAAGGAGGAGCUCAUCGAGGCGGAGGUCGCCGAGCUCCUCCGCGCCGCCCCCACCGUGCAGGACCUGCUGCGCAACGCCAGCAUCGCCAGCGCGCGCCUGCGCCAGCUCGACGUGUUCGACUCCGUCAACAUCACGCUCGACGCCGGCCCACCAGAGCUGCCCGGCACCACCAACGUCGUCGUCGAGGUCGUCGAGGCCGCCAACCCUAUCACGGGGAGUGCGGGAGUAUACUCCAAGCCUGAGGCAAGAUCUUGGUCACUUGAAGGCUCGGUUAAGUUGAAGAACCUGUUUGGCUAUGGUGACAUCUGGGAUGCUUCAGGUGCAUACAGUUGGGAUCAGACAUCUGAGGUUGGCAUUGGAGUGUCCCUGCCAAGAUUUAAAUCAAUAUCAACACCCUUGAUGGCUCGGGCGUCAUUGUCGUCCCAAGAUUGGCUGAAAUUUUCUUCUUACAAGGAGCGCCUGCUUGGCCUUUCAUUUGGUUUGAUUUCAACCAUGCAACAUGAUUUGUCUUAUAAUCUUACAUGGCGUACCUUAACUGAUCCAUCACAAGUCUCAUCGAAGUCCAUAAGGAGGCAAUUAGGGCACAAUCUUCUCUCUGCGUUGAAAUAUACAUACAAGAUUGAUCAAAGGAAUUCACAUCUCAGGCCAACAAAAGGAUACGCGUUUCUCUCAACUUCUCAAGUUGGAGGUCUAUGGGAUAGCAAAGGGUUGAGAUUUUUCCGCCAGGAGUUUGAUGUUCGUGGUGCUGUACCUUUGGGAUUCUAUAAUAGUGCUCUCAAUGUUGGCCUUGGAGUGGGUGCCAUUCUUCCACUGGGGAGAGGAUUUAUGAAUCUAUCUUCAUCUGUGCCUGAUAGAUUUUACCUCGGAGGUCAUUCUUCUCCAGUUUGCAGCUUGAGUGGACUGUCAUCCUUGUUGGGUUUCAGAACAAGAGGGAUUGGUCCAACAGAACCACGGAGGCUUGUCCCUAGUGAAUCUGAGGAUGGAUCUGCUGCCUCACCAGGGCGGGAUUACUUGGGUGGUGAUCUUGCUGUCUCUGCCUUUGCUGACCUUUCGUUUGAUUUGCCUCUGAAGAUAUUUAGAGAUGCUGGAAUACAUGGUCAUGCAUUUCUAACUGCUGGGAACCUUGCGAAACUGUCGGAGGGUGAGUAUAAGAAGUUCUCACUUUCUGAAUUUGGGCGUACAUUUAGGAGCUCUGCAGGUGUUGGCAUUAUUUUGCCUACUAAGCUUUUCCGAGUGGAGGUGAACUACUGUUACAUUUUGAAGCAGGCUGAGCAUGACUCUGGGAGAACGGGAAUACAGUUCAGCUUUUCGUCACCCCUGUAGUGACCAGAAAUACCUUUUAGCCAAAGUUAGCUUCUCCCGUAGAAUGCUAUUGCUGCCCCUUAUAUUCUUUCCUGCUUAAUCAAACUUCCCAACAAACAUAUUUGCAUUUCAUUGACUUCACCUGUGCUAUGACGCUCUUUUAUCGGCACGAGGAGCCUAGAGUAUCUAAUACUGUUCGGCAUUUUGCACUUCUGAGAAGUUUUCCCUUCUUUUUGCACCAAGUGAUGUCAAGAACAACGUUUGUACAACUGGAAUACAAAUGCUGCAAUUGGUGGAGGCAAUAAAAUUUUUGGGAAACUGUUUAGACCAAA